UUCACCUAAAACGUCAGUGUUAUAAAAGCUAGGAAAGGUGAGAGAAAAGAAUGUUGGCAGCUCUUCGAUCAUCUUCUUCUUCCAGAGUCUUCCUCACCAGGCUUUAUCCUAAAUCUACUCUAGUUCGGCGUCGGUCUCCUUCAGGUUCCCGCUUCUCCGUCCGCUCAAUGUCUGACUCCGCGUUCAAGAAAGUCCAGAUUCAGAGAGAUGAUACAGUAUUUGAUGCCUAUGUGGUUGGUAAGGAAGAUGCUCCUGGGAUUGUUGUGUUGCAAGAGUGGUGGGGUGUUGAUUUUGAGAUCAAGAACCACGCAAUUAAAAUUUCUCAACUAGACCCAGGAUUCAAGGCCCUUAUCCCUGAUCUGUAUCGUGGAAAAGUCGGUUUGGAUGUUGCAGAAGCACAACACUUGAUGGAUGGUCUUGACUGGCAAGGUGCUGUAAAGGAUAUUUGCGCUUCGGUUAAUUGGCUCAAGGAAAAUGGCUCAAAGAAGGUUGGCGUAACUGGAUUUUGCAUGGGGGGUGCUCUCUCAAUCGCAAAUGCUGUUUUAGUACCUGAGGUUGAUGCAGUUGUGGCCUUUUAUGGGGUUCCUUCUUCAGAGCUUGCGGACCCUGGCCAAGCAAAGGCACCUGUUCAGGCUCAUUUUGGAGAGCUAGAUAAUUUUGUUGGAUUUUCUGAUGUGAGGGCCGCAAAGGCUUUGGAGGAAAAGCUGAAAGCAUCAGGAGUUCCUUAUGAGGUUCACAUUUAUCCCGGCAAUGCACAUGCUUUCAUGAACAGAUCUCCAGAAGGCGUGGAGAGGAGGAAAAGCAUGGGAAUGCCCGAUGAAGAUGAAGCUGCUGUCGAGCUUGCAUGGUCUCGCUUCAAGUCAUGGAUGACUAGGUACUUAAGUAGCUAAUUACCUUCAAGUUAACCGUAAGUGGCUGUUAGUUAAAGAGCAGGCAUUAGAAUGCCUGUAGUUUGCUGGGUUUUCACUUCGUAAACUGCAUGUCUAAAUGAACUGUUACGAUUUCCCCGGAUGUAGAGGUUUUUCUAUAAUAAAUUAAAGCUUUGCACUACAAAUAUGGUGAUAUAUCUA
Carica papaya (papaya) is the source of this 1070-nucleotide messenger RNA. Its product is annotated as alpha/beta-Hydrolases superfamily protein. Gene Ontology annotation, molecular function: hydrolase activity. The record is from RefSeq and is a predicted model, not a curated record. Lineage: Eukaryota; Viridiplantae; Streptophyta; Magnoliopsida; Brassicales; Caricaceae.